Molecule: messenger RNA, 435 nt
Organism: Aspergillus vadensis CBS 113365
Lineage: Eukaryota; Fungi; Ascomycota; Eurotiomycetes; Eurotiales; Aspergillaceae
Exons: 1
Coding region: 1-435 (144 amino acids)
Source: RefSeq, a predicted model, not a curated record
AUGGCACAGGUAGUACGUUAUCGGCAGACCCUAUUCGCGCUCUCCAAGCGAGGCGGUCUCUCAAAGGCAGAGCUCCCGAAAGUUUCGACUACGGAUUUAAUGCAAGGCAAGGAGUCGAAAGUCAUUAUAAAUGACUGGGUGAUCACUUCCGCAAAUGCUUUUUCGGACAUGGGAUUUACCAUCGACAGCCACCGUGGAAACGUUGGUAUGAGCAGAAUGACAGAAGUCAUGCUCAAUAUCCUUCCUGCGCGCGUGGGAUCCGACGCAAAGAGCAUGCCUCACGAUCCGCAGACUGAUCACUUGGGUGAUAGGGUGAACUCGGAAGUUCCAUAUCCAUGCCCAUUUGUUCAGUGGUACUCGAGUGAUCGAGAAGUGCAUAAUUACAUGCAAUUGUCGGUUUCGAGUAUUCCGUUCAGCGCUUGCCCCAUAUACUAA